Molecule: messenger RNA, 1519 nt
Organism: Danio aesculapii
Lineage: Eukaryota; Metazoa; Chordata; Actinopteri; Cypriniformes; Danionidae
Exons: 8
Coding region: 161-1108 (315 amino acids)
Source: RefSeq, a predicted model, not a curated record
UUCAACACGUGCAGUCAUUAGUUACACAACCUGCCCGCUUAUAAAACCAUCCCACAGGGUGUACUAUUUGUGUUUUUCAGUCCUCACAGUGUUACGUUACCUUUCUUCUCUGCGUUCAGUGCUCACUUUCAGACUGCAGCUGCUUUCACGUCAGUUCAGAAUGGGAGAUCACAGCAUUGCCCGGCUUUCCCUCAUCAUCUUUUCUGUUGUGUUGUACAUUAUCUGCAUUGUAUUCAAUGUGCUUGCCGGACCAGGAAAAGGUCCUUUUCGUAACACCACUAGCGCAAUAUCAAACAAGUAUAAUACUGAGAUCACUCCAUCGGGAUGGACCUUCUCCAUCUGGGGUGUCAUUUACACCUGGCUGUCAUUCAUGACCGCUUACAUUCUCUCCACUACAUGCAGGAGGAGUGUUAAUGGCCCGAUGUACUGCAGUCCUGCUGUGUUAUCGUAUGGAUUCUUCAUUGUCUGGAUUAUAAACAUGCUGUUGAAUAUUGGCUGGCUCCUUCUUUGGGACAGAGAGGUGAUGAUUGCUGCACUGAUUUUCCUUGCUUUGAUUGCCUUCACGAACUACUUGCUCAUAAUCUUCACCUGUCAUGCCCUCAAACAACAUGGAUCCUGGUUAAACAAAUAUCAUAAAGUAGACCUCUGGUGCAUUCGGAUAAUGGUUCAGAACGGCAUUGCAAUUUACACAACAUGGACAACUAUUGCAACCCUGAUCAACUUCACUAUUGUGCUGAGAUAUGAAGCCGGGAUGACUGAUUCAGAUGCAGCGACCGUCUCACUCUCUGUUCUGUUGGGUGAAGCUAUUGCUUGGUUUAUUGUGGAGACUUUUGUGUUUGAGAAGCAUCUGCGAUACAUUCUGACUGUCUACCCUGUUGUUAUCGUGGCAUUGAGUGGAAACAUGACAAAGAACUUUAACUCUGCGGAUCCGAGCCGAAAUGGCAUUUACAUAGCUGUUCUGCUGGGUUUGGCUUCUACACUAUUUGCGAUCAAGGUUUUGCUGGUCAUUUGGAGGCACAUUAAACAUCCUCUCUACAGAGACAUGGAUGCAGAUGAAUCUGUGUUACCGAUGGAGAUCUCUGAAAAACAAAAGGCGAUUCCAUUUUAGAUUUAUAAUCGUCCAAAAAUAUGUUUUUAUUAUUAUUUAUUUUUAAUCAUUCAAGUAUGUGUAUUUUAUAUGUACUUUUGAUAAAUAAUAGAGAAAAUUUUGUAAUAAAUUGCAAAGCUUGUGUAAUUGAGUUGCUCAAAAGGAAUUACUCAUAUCAGGGUAAGGGGUUUCAGUAUUGAGUAUCUUUACAGUGACCAUGACCUGUGCACUACAGUGUAUGAUUUUCUACAGCAAUAAAAUUAUAAUGAAUAACUGAUCCCCAGUUAUUCAUAUAUAGGGAAGUUGUAGAGGGGAAGUCAGGAGAAAGCAUUUUAAAAGGGAGAUUGUUUCCUUCAUGUGAAGAAAUUUAACUCAGGAAUUAGUUGCCAUUUGUUUUUCUGAUACCGAAGUUGUAUGAAGUGAUUUUUGUAC